CGAAGACGCGCGGAACUACUUUUGCUCCCCAGAAUUCCAGUAAUUAGAUACCGGCCUAUUUUUAAACAUCUAAAUCUGGAUAGGGGAUUAUGCCCAGAAGAUGGACGCACUCUAUAAUGUCACCGAAUGUAGCAGCGCAAACGGGACGAACAUCUCCGCGAACUGUAGCGACGGCUUCAACAAGUUCAUCCAGCCCGUGUGGCAGAUCACGCUCUGGGCCGUCGCUUAUUUCGGCAUCGUGGUGGUGUCUGUGGUCGGCAACGUGGUGGUCAUCUGGAUUAUUCUGGCGCAUAAACGAAUGAGGACCGUCACCAAUUACUUUCUGGUGAACCUAGCCUUUGCUGAGGCCGCCAUGUCAGCAUUCAACACAGUGAUCAACUUUGCCUAUGCUGUUCACAAUGAGUGGUACUUUGGUUUGGUUUACUGUCGUUUCCACAACUUCUUCCCCAUUGCAGCCAUAUUUGCCAGCAUUUACUCCAUGACGGCCAUAGCUCUGGACAGAUACAUGGCUAUCAUUCACCCUCUGAAGCAGAGGUUGUCUUCUACCCUGACUCGGGUGGUGAUUGGUGUGAUCUGGGUGCUGGCUUUCCUCUUAGCCUUUCCUCAGUAUCUCUAUUCAUCGACUACAGUGCUGCCCGGACGCACAGUCUGCUACAUAGACUGGCCUGAAAACACUACUGUGGACUUCAAAAAGAUCUAUUAUGUGUGUGUGGCCGUGCUAAUCUAUUUCCUGCCCUUGUGCAUCAUGGGAUGGGCGUAUAUGGCGGUGGGCAUCACCCUCUGGGCAAGCGAGAUUCCAGGAGAUUCAUCUGAACACUACACAGAGCAACUCAUCGCCAAACGCAAGGUGGUUAAGAUGAUGAUCAUGGUGGUGUGCACCUUUGCUGUGUGCUGGUUGCCCUACCAUGUCUACUUCCUGCUGCACCAGUUCUUUCCUGAACUGUUUGAAGAGCGCUACAUCCAGCAGGUCUACCUGGCCAUCAUGUGGCUGGCCAUGAGCUCCACCAUGUACAACCCAGUCAUCUACUAUUGCUUAAACAGCAGGUUCAGAGCAGGCUUCCAGCAGGUGUUUUGUUGCUGUCCUCCUACUGUCACCAAAGAGGAGCUGUUGGAGCUCAAAUCCCCUCGUUACCUGCAAACCCAGGUCAGCAUUUACCGUGCAAGCCGAAUGGAGACUGUUGUUUCCCCUGCAGCUGCUGAGGCGCCACCUGUUGAUCCACGCAUUCAUUUUCAUAAGGAAGUUUCAACAAACGACUCAGUCUCACCUGGUCUCACUUAGAGACCAAGGCUAAGGCUAACAUGAUUAAACAGACCUAUGUACAGGUCAUAUGAGAAAUAUGCCUGUUAUAUUUUGAUACAUCUUCAUGAUCUCAUUUGAUGAGGGCAUCUUCUGAAAUCAUACAGUGGUGUCUGAGUUCUAAGAGACAUUGUAUGAAGACAUCGGCUGACCUCACCAUGCUUUCUCUCACCAUUCAUUAUUUGCACAGCUCAGAGCCAUAAUCCCCAGUGUUCCUGAGUGAUGGGCUGAAAAAAACAGGACCCCUGUCUUUGCUUGGCAACAGUGUUGUUUCGCCAGUUUUAAAGACGCUGUGUCGUAUGGGGAACACUUGCAGACUGUCCGUCUGUACAGAGCCAGCACCUGUUGGACAGGAUUAGCCCCUUGUUUUGACAAAGUGUGGAACAGGGUUUGGUUUCCAGCAGCCAGGUCAGAGGCCCAGCUAAAUAUAGAAGUUCAGAGAUGGAAAAAGAGCUGCACAUAACAUGACUGAGACUGUGGUGAAAAAAGGACUAUAUUAAAGGGAAGUCACAGCUAUAGUGGGGGACUGGGGGAAUUUGAGGCU
Molecule: messenger RNA, 1841 nt
Organism: Girardinichthys multiradiatus
Lineage: Eukaryota; Metazoa; Chordata; Actinopteri; Cyprinodontiformes; Goodeidae
Product: substance-P receptor-like
Exons: 7
Coding region: 101-1279 (392 amino acids)
Biological process (GO): G protein-coupled receptor signaling pathway; positive regulation of flagellated sperm motility
Cellular component (GO): sperm midpiece; plasma membrane
Molecular function (GO): substance P receptor activity
Source: RefSeq, a predicted model, not a curated record